Messenger RNA from Somion occarium, 1687 nucleotides. The record is from the annotation of a GenBank genome assembly. NCBI's taxonomy places the organism in Eukaryota, Fungi, Basidiomycota, Agaricomycetes, Polyporales, Cerrenaceae.
GCCCCUCGAAUUCAUCAGUACAGUAUAUCCUGCAUAGCAUCCUCCUUCCUUUGGCUGAUAUUCCAGCUGAGUUCAAAGCUGUAUGGCACUCUCCAGGCGUGAUCCUUGAGGCGUCACACUGCAUAUCACUCAGAAUACUUUUUGUACCCAUUUCCUGGCUGUGACUUGCGUUGCGCCUCCAAGCGUGGUUUUGUCGUGUCGCUUUCCUUUCGAUGAUUCUAGCAAUGUAGAGAAGCGCCUCCUCGAACUCUAGCACCUUUCGCCUUUGAGGACCAUGGCCGAUGAUGCAAUGUACUGCCACGUUCAGGCCCGGAUACCCAGGUUGAACAUGGCAAGGCUUCUGGGGAUUUGCUUAUAAGGCAGCAAGAACGCGUUGAUAAAGAUCUCUCACUGCUGGUCACCACGAAAAGUCAAUACAUGUACAAUCCCUACUACCACCAGCCUACGGAGCCGACCUCGUAUGCUCCGCAAGCUGACCCAGGGAAAUACACCAAUAAUCAGUAUACGGCCGCGCCGCAUACCUAUCCCUGCACUCAAGAGCUCCCACCUACGGGCCUUGAUGUACCGUCACCUUUCAACAAUGCUAAUUAUAAUCAAUUUUUCGAUUAUGGCUGCUCUCCGUCACCGACGACUGACCACUCGCUAUCUCCCCUUUGGUCUUCUCCACAUACAUCGCUCACACCUAUGCUCUCGGCCUCGCUGUCGACCUCGUCUAUGCCUUCCCCGGGGUUCUCUCCUGGAACUUCUCCAGUGCCGUAUGUCUCUCCCUCUCCGUCGGUUUACAACAUAUCUCCUGCAUUCCAAACACACCUGCUAUCACCGUACUCGCCGCAAACCGUUCCCUAUCCGAAUACAUCUCAACCGCACAUCUCCUCGCCGUCAAGUCAUUCGAAUAAUAUAUCAGGCGCCAACUCCGUAUAUCCGUCAUUGACUCGCGUCCGAGUACCCCAGCGCAUAGAAGCUGAUACGAAUAACAGCUUUAGGAUAGAUUUCAACGUCAACGGCAUCCCUGGCAUUUCCUUGCAGGAUGCGAUCAAAGAUGUGAAUGGCCUAGUGCUAGAUGGCGCUUGUGACAAAGUAUUCACGUCCACGGGGUCUCGGCAGAUCCGGCUCAUAUUGACAUGGCCUGGUUAUGGCCAAGAGGGAAUGUAUAUACCGGUACAGGACCGUGACGGCUUCAUUACUCGUGCACGGUUUGCUCACUUGGUAAGCGUAAAUAUCGCUAGACGGCUUGCUAGGUUUUCAAAAACAACAGUGGACCCAAAAUAUGCGCAUUGGGCUGUAGGGCGACGGGGGAUAGGCACUGAGAAGCUCUGGCUUCUCUCUGUAAAGCCUGCCGCCCAGAAUAUGCCCAAACCACACACCUUUUGCACAAUGUUUACUAACGCGUUAGACAUCUUCUCUUAUGCCCCCGUUAUGAUUUCAUAUCCACUCUCUACACCCGUUAUUGUGCCGACUAUCUUAUACUUAACCUUUUAACGGAUCAGUAGUCAUGAGUGGCUUCAUGCAACAUUGCACGAAGUCACUCUCCCGUUAUUCACUUCCACUUCGCUCUCUGUAUUGAUUUCAUGUCUUCCUCAUAAUUUAUUCAUGACCUCUUCACAUCUUCACCUCUCCGUUUGCAUGAACAUUAUUCUAUUGUAUAUUGAUACAGUCGCAACCCCACUCAUAACACAUUUCCAGUUUG